AUAAAUAAACGGCACUCGCGAGUAGUUUUUGUAUCGAAUUUUAGCGAAAAAAUCAUUUUAGGCGGUUUUGCUUUUGCAAAAAAACGUAGAGAAAAGUCCCGUGACCCUUUUGUGCAUCAAAAAAUCAAAAAUUUCGGAUGAAUUAACGACAAAUUUUUAAUAAAUCUUCGUAAAAAAGUGCUACGACGAAAACUUGAGUGAUCGGUCGUAAAAGUUUUGUUUUGCUCGUGGCAGUGUCGUAAUCCGCAAGAAACUAAGAAUUUUCGAAAUCGUAAAGAAAGAAAUCAAACAACAAAAAAAAAAACACAAACAAACCGGUAAUCGAGUGACACAGACAACGAAAAGUGCGAUGCGACAUGCAAAUUGUACGGCCUUGAGUGCAUUGUAGAAUUUUAUUUAUUCAUUAAAUGUGAAUUGUUGGCGAUUUAAAUUCGUUUUUAGUGUUAGAACAUCACGCAGCGCCACGGAGCACAACGAGAGAGAUAAUUCACAGUCUUUGUUCCAUUCAUCGACGACACACACAGCAAAAAAACGCGAGCGAAGAAUGUAAAAGGUGCAAAUUUGUGAGAAAAUAAACAAAAAACAAGGCGUUUCGAGUGGAAAUCGCAGCCGAAUUAGAAAUGCAAGCGACUUUCUCGACAACUUUGAAGUCAAUUUCUUAAAAAAAAAAAAUUGCAAAUGAGCCAUUUGCCAAUUGAGGAGCCUUCUUCUGCCGUCACGAUGUCAAUUACUGCGAAUGCGUCGUCGCAAGGCGGUGAAAAAAUUAAGACUGAUUCAGUCAAGGAUGGUGAUCAACACAAUCCCAGCUUUGAUUCCUCCAAAGGACUUGCAAAUCACGAACUUGUCAUCACUAGUCUGUUAGCGGGCGCCGUUGCAGGCGCAUUAGCUAAAACCGUUAUAGCACCAUUAGAUCGUACAAAAAUUAAUUUUCAAAUAAAUAAGGACAGACAAUUUAGCUACCGGGCAGCGGCAUUAUUUCUCAAGAACACAUACCAAAAUGAGGGUUUCCAGGCACUGUGGCGCGGUAAUUCCGCUACAAUGGCUCGCAUCAUCCCGUAUGCCGCUAUUCAGUUCACAGCACACGAACAGUGGAAAAAAUUUUUAAGGAUAGAACAGAAUCCAGAUGACCAUUUCCGACGAUUCCUUUCCGGUGCAUUAGCUGGCCUAACAGCGUCAUCCCUCACGUAUCCCUUAGAUUUAGCGCGUGCCCGCAUGGCAGUGACAGACAAAUAUUCCGGUUACAAGAGUCUCCGUCACGUUUUCGUCAAGAUCAUUCAGUGUGAGGGACCGAAAACGCUCUUUCGGGGAUACACUCCUACGUUACUUGGCGUGAUUCCGUAUGCCGGGAUGAGUUUUUUCACCUACGAUACUCUAAAAAGGGAAUAUUUUAAAUUAACGGGCGAAAAGCAACCAAGCACAAUGUAUUCGCUGCUUUUUGGCGCAAUUGCGGGCGUUUUCGGUCAAUCAUCGAGCUACCCGUUGGACAUUGUACGACGACGCAUGCAAACGACGGGAGUUACGCCCGAAUGCCAAGAUCGCUAUCUCACCAUCGGCACGACGAUACGGAAAAUUUACUACGAAGAGGGAAUAAUUCACGGUUUUUACAAGGGACUCAGCAUGAAUUGGAUCAAGGGACCCUUGGCAGUGGGAAUUAGCUUUGCGACAUACGAUCACAUCAAGGAACUCCUGAGGACACUCGUGCAUUUGCACGUGAGAUGAGCUACUUUUGCUGAAAAAAUGUGAAAAAUUCCGGCGUGGAAACAAAAAAAAGUGCGUUAAAUUUAGUUAAAAAAAAAAAUUAAAAGUAGUUAUGAAGUCAAUGCUGUUAUUUUAUGAGAGAAAAAAAAGGAAAUUUGGCGACAAUAAUUUUGCACACACAAAAUUUCAUCAGUUUAAUUAAUUAUUAAUUAUGUACAAGUACAUGUCCUGUUAAAAAUUUAUUUCGUAAGUGCCAUUAUUUAAAAAAAGAGAUAAAUUUAAGAGAAUUUUAUAAAAAACGAUAAUGUAAAAAAAAAAUAAAUAAUGCAAAGAAAGUUUUAUGUGGAAUAUCUUUUUGUACACUUAGCGGCGUAUGAAAUUGUAAAUAAUUUUUAAAAAAUAAAAAAAAUC
Messenger RNA from Culicoides brevitarsis, 2109 nucleotides. It is a transcript of the gene DPCoAC, whose product is annotated as mitochondrial coenzyme A transporter SLC25A42. Gene Ontology annotation, biological process: transmembrane transport. The record is from RefSeq and is a predicted model, not a curated record. Lineage: Eukaryota; Metazoa; Arthropoda; Insecta; Diptera; Ceratopogonidae. The transcript is spliced from 7 exons. Gene Ontology annotation, cellular component: mitochondrial inner membrane. Bases 679 to 1719 code for a protein of 346 amino acids.